This is a messenger RNA of Fusarium redolens, 936 nucleotides long. RefSeq names its product isoprenoid synthase domain-containing protein. Gene Ontology annotation, molecular function: carbon-oxygen lyase activity, acting on phosphates. Lineage: Eukaryota; Fungi; Ascomycota; Sordariomycetes; Hypocreales; Nectriaceae. The record is from RefSeq and is a predicted model, not a curated record. The transcript is spliced from 6 exons. The coding region runs from base 1 to 936 and encodes 311 amino acids.
AUGCAAGCAAUUAUAGGGCCACGACAGUCAGAAAGGCGGCAUGAGCCCAAGCCUCAGGACCUUAGGUCUUUUAUAGAACUUCUGGUUACGUCAUUUGCCGAUGAAAUUGGUUAUUCUCCGCUCAAGACUACCAGCAACGAUGCUCUAUGGAAGGCUUUGCGUACAUACGCGGACAACACAGGUGUCCCUUCUGAGGAGGGGACCCAUUCUUGGCUGAUGUUCAAAGUUGGAUAUGUAUACCCAGUUGUCUGUUUCCCUCAUCACCCGUUUGAGGUCCAGGUAUAUAUCGGGAUCUACUCAUGGCUCGGUCUUCUCCUUGAUGACCAAGCCCCUGAAUAUCUUGAGGAGUUCUCGAUGUUUCAUGAACGGAAGCUGGCCUUCAAGUAUUGGGACCCGCCUGUUGCCAACUUUAUUGUCACUGCAUCUCUGAACUUCCUAAACUCCAACGCUCUCGAGGCUCGAAAAGAGUUUCAUCAGAUAGAGCGCACAAAAGCAGGUCGAAGCUGGGCAUGGUUCCUUCGAGAGAAAGAUGGUGUAGGAGAGGCAUAUUCUUGGUUCACAUUCCCGAAGGCACUUUGUCCUGACAUAUCACUCUUCUUGGAGGUGGUACCAGACAUUUCAAUGUGGAUUGGUCUUACCAACGAUGUGUUGUCGUUCUAUAAAGAGAAGAAAGCAGGAGAAACUCAUAACUACAUCCAUAAUAGGGGAUGGUAUGAAGAUAAAAACCCUCAAUCCGUCUUCGAAGAGAUUGUAGAUGAGAUAACGACUAAAGCCCGAGCAAUGCGGCUUGUACUGAAAGGUCGAGAGCCGUACCUCAAACUCUUGAACUCUCAACUUCUUGGAUAUAUCGCAUUCCACAAACUGAACAGUCGUUACAGUCUAUGGGAAGUUGGUCUGGGAGAAGAUGCUACGGAUCGAACCGCGCUGGGGCCUUAG